Messenger RNA from Pimephales promelas (fathead minnow), 1767 nucleotides. It is a transcript of the gene adob, whose product is annotated as 2-aminoethanethiol dioxygenase b. Gene Ontology annotation, molecular function: oxidoreductase activity, acting on single donors with incorporation of molecular oxygen, incorporation of two atoms of oxygen. NCBI's taxonomy places the organism in Eukaryota, Metazoa, Chordata, Actinopteri, Cypriniformes, Leuciscidae. The record is from RefSeq and is a predicted model, not a curated record. Gene Ontology annotation, cellular component: mitochondrion.
GCGUACGUGUGAAUCGAUUGCCUGUAAAUGGAGUAAUCAUGACCAGGUAUGGCUCGGUCCAACGGUAUUCCUGGAGGUCUGCUUAAGCUUUUACACAUUGACGGCCCAAAUAAGAAGGUAGCUAAUCUCUGAAUUACGAGUUGUAGCGCGUUAAAAGCGGCGCGUGAAGUUGAAAGGCAAGUUGACGCUGGACACUUGUGUGAUGAUGCCACGAGACAAUAUGACUUCCACUGUCCAAAAAAUCGCCAAACAGGCCCUUACGACUUUCCGAAACCCCUCUAUUGUCGGAGAACACAAUAAAGUGUUCUUGGAAAAUCAAAGCAAGCUGAUAAACCUGUUAGCGGAGGUCAGAGCGGCCGAUUUGAAGAUUGUACCGCGGAGCGUCGAGAGCGCGUCGAUGAUGCCGCCUCAGCGUCUCGCACCUCCCGCCACAUACAUGCACAUCUACGAGACCGACACCUUCAGCAUGGGGGUGUUCCUAUUAAAAGCUGGUGCUUUUAUACCCCUGCAUGAUCACCCGGGAAUGUACGGCAUGCUGAAAGUGAUCUACGGAAAAGCACGAAUCAGCUGUUUCGACAGGCUGGAUAAACCUAGAGAGGGAACCAGCGGGGUGCAGUUCAACCCUCCACUGAUGCCCUUCCAGAGGAGCUCUUUACGGCCUUCAGUGCUGCGAUCUGUGGGGGAAUACACGGAGGACAGCGGCCCGUGUGUGCUGUCGCCACACAAGGACAAUAUCCACCAAAUAGACGCUGUUGACGGACCCACAGCUUUCAUUGACAUCUUAGCGCCGCCAUAUGAGCCGGACAAAGGGAGAGACUGCCACUAUUAUAAAGUUGUACAUGCUCAUUCAGACGCUGCUGAUAGGAAUAGUCAAGCCCAGGAACAGGGUGAUCUGUGGCUUAUGGAAAUACCACAGCCUAGUGAAUUCUGGUGUGGUGGAGAACCUUACCCAGGGCCUAAAGUGUCCCUCUGAAGCACUCAAGAGAUUGUAUGUUAUUUUCUUAAAGGUGUAGUUCACCUGAAAAUGAAACUUUUGUCAUGCCUUACUCAGCCUCAUGUUGUUCCAAACCAAUUUGAAUUUGUUGGUAACCAGAUAAUUGACGGUAGCCAUUGACUUCUAUAGUAGGAAAAAAAAAACAUGUCAAUAUCGUCUUUUGUGUUGAAGAAAGAAACUCAUACAGGUUUGGAACAACAUGAGGGUGAGUAAAUAAUGACAUUUUCAUUUUUGGGUGAACUGUCCCUUUAAUACGUCAGAAUGGGUACUUUUAUCAAGACAGAUGGUUAUUUGAAAUACCUGUGUCAAUCCACUGCUGCUGUUUGGUUAUUAUUUUUGUGCAGAUUUAACUAAAGAUCAGUUCUGUUCUUUACUGGUCUGUUGCCUGGAGUCACACAGCAUGUGAUAAAUAUUUAAAUAUUUGUUGCAGAUGUGUGAUUAGGUUUAACAAAGGCUUCACGAUAGUUGAACAGAGCUGGAAUCUGAUAAUCUUGUUUCCAUUGCUGGAUAUUGUUUUAAUGCAUUAUGCUAUGCUAACUGCAAUCUGGCUCAGAAAUGUUUAGUAACACUCUCUUGGCACUGGAUACUAUUUUGAACACUCCUGAUAAUUAUAACGGUAAAGCACUUAGCCAAGAUGUAAGUAAAAAAAAAAAAGAAUGGAAAAAUGAAACUUUUAAAAUAUUAUGAAGAUUGUAACAUUGAUUUUACAUAAGAAACUAAAGUUCUGUUUUCCCUUUAGUAAACUUAAAAACUAAUAAAAGAUGCAAUGGUAA